AGUAAGAUCUAUAUCUAGAUUGUUAAAACAAACGACAAUGCGACAAAGACGAACUGUUCUGUUCAGUUCUUGCACAUCUUGAUCUAGAAAUCUAGAUUCUAGAUCUAAUAGAAUCUAGAGUAGAUCUAGAUUCUAGAUCUAAACAGAAUUGAGAAUUAUAUUGUAGCCUCCCUACUUCAACUUGAGUGAACAUGGAUGGAAUCAAAACUGAUAAGCUCGAGAGCAGUCUUCUGAUAGUAAUUCUUGACACCAAUCCAGUAUGGUGGGGAAAGAAAAAAAUUGCUCAAGAUCCAAUGACUCUGAGCCACUGUGUGGAUUGCCUGACUGUGCUGGCCAAUUCUCACCUGAUGGUCUCCCAUAACAACAAACUGGCUGUCAUUGCCGCUCACACGGACAUCAGCACAUUUCUGUACCCGAGUUCUCAGCCGGCACGGCCAGACAUCUUCAAGCUACCGGACGAUGGUCAGUAUGAAGUGUUCAACUCUGUAGAAAGCCAGCUGAGGACCCAACUUAAAACGCUGAUUGAAGCUGACAAAGCCCAGGUGGAUUACAUGGAGGAGCAGUCGAGUGACUCGCUGUUAGCCGGAGCGAUGUGCAUGGCUUUGUGCUAUAUUCACAGGCUGGAGAAAGAGUGUCCUAUUGGGGAAUCACUGACUGCUCGGAUUUUGAUAUUGAAAGGUUCAGAUGACUGCCCAUCCCAGUAUAUGAAUUUCAUGAACGCAGUCUUCACUGCUCAAAAGCAGAAUGUUGUUAUUGAUGCCUGCAUAUUGGACUCUGAAUCUGGAUUGUUACAACAGGCCUGUGAUAUUACAGGUGGCACAUAUCUAAAUAUUCCUCAAGCCCAGGGACUUCUACAAUAUCUCCUGUGGGUAUUCCUGCCUGACCCAAGUUCACGGUCCAAGAUGGCUCUUCCACCCCGGGCUCAAGUUGACUACAGGGCGGCGUGCUUUUGUCACAGAAAUCUCAUAGAAAUCGGUUACGUCUGCUCCGUGUGCUUGUCAAUUUACUGCUCCUUCAGCCCCAUUUGCUCCACAUGCCAAACCACAUUCAAGAUCAUUGGGCCUCAGAAACUCGUGAAGAAAAAAAUAAAGAAACCAUGAUGAAAAGUGUA
Molecule: messenger RNA, 1111 nt
Organism: Aplysia californica (California sea hare)
Lineage: Eukaryota; Metazoa; Mollusca; Gastropoda; Aplysiida; Aplysiidae
Product: general transcription factor IIH subunit 3
Exons: 12
Coding region: 192-1100 (302 amino acids)
Biological process (GO): nucleotide-excision repair; regulation of DNA-templated transcription
Cellular component (GO): transcription factor TFIIH holo complex; transcription factor TFIIH core complex
Source: RefSeq, a predicted model, not a curated record